Messenger RNA from Salvia miltiorrhiza (redroot sage), 919 nucleotides. RefSeq names its product monothiol glutaredoxin-S12, chloroplastic-like. Gene Ontology annotation, biological process: cellular response to oxidative stress. The record is from RefSeq and is a predicted model, not a curated record. Gene Ontology annotation, cellular component: cytoplasm. The transcript is spliced from 5 exons. NCBI's taxonomy places the organism in Eukaryota, Viridiplantae, Streptophyta, Magnoliopsida, Lamiales, Lamiaceae. Bases 111 to 632 code for a protein of 173 amino acids. Gene Ontology annotation, molecular function: glutathione disulfide oxidoreductase activity.
GCAUUUUUACUAUGCAACUUAAGCUGACAUUUUUGGAUAUAGGAGCUCUUUUUUGGGUAUAGCUUUCAAUAAGCAAGAUUGGCAGUCGUGUGCUGCAGAAAAUCUUGGCGAUGACUUCAAUGGCGGCGACAUGUCGUUUUACAGUUAAAGGCUUCGAGUCGAGGUCUCUCUGCCCUCGUUCCUCCUCUCUUCAACCCCAGUUUCACUCUCUCUCUACCUAUCGUAGGAGCUGCAGCACCGACUCUUUGCGCACCUCCAAAAAUGCCGGGCUCCUCCGCAUUCGGGCCAUGUGCUCCGAUUCGUCAGGCCCCGGGCCUCAAUUGGAAGACACUAUCAAGAACACCAUUGCUCAAAACCCAGUCGUAGUUUACUCCAAAACUUGGUGCUCGUACUCGUCGCAGGUGAAAUCAUUGUUCAAGAGAGUUGGCGCGGAACCAUUUGUUAUUGAAUUGGACCGAUUAGGUGCUCAAGGAUCACAGCUGCAGAAGACUCUAGAAAAACUCACUGGACAACAUACAGUUCCUAAUGUGUUCAUAGGAGGCAAGCAUAUUGGCGGUUGUUCAGAUACGAUGAAGUUAUAUGAGGAAGGAGAGCUGGAGUCUUUGCUAUCAGAAGCUGGUGCAACAAAAUGAAGGCUUGGACUCUACCACUCAAUAUGGCAUGGCUUCUCCCUACAUCCUUUUCUUUCUAUUAAAUGUUAAUCUCACUUUCGGUAAGAGUACUGCACAUUUCUUCUGACAGGAUUGAUAUAUCUGAUUUACUUAUAAGAGUAUCUCGUCCAUUUAGAGAGAGAGACGAGUUUCAUUUCUUGUCUUUGUCAAGUGCGUUGUAAAAAAAAGGGGGGACAAGAUCAGUUUUUGUCCUCAAUUUUGACGUUUUUUAAAAAAAUAUCUUUGAACGUGUUCUUAUUUUGAGACAA